AUUCCUCGGUCAAGUUUAGUGCGUUGUACUCCUCCCGGACCCGAUGGACAGUUCUUAUUGGUAGGUACGAACCGUUACAUCACCAAGCUUAUGACGCGCCGUCUUCCUGUUUCCUUCAGCUGUGUCUUAAAGUGAAUCUUGUUGGUGGAGGAGAGCUCGAGCAUCAAAGCUCUGCAUCGCGUGCGCCUCGGAGACACACACUCACACCAGCUGCUACGACAUCACCGCCACAGUCUUUCAGUCUCGAGAGGAGAGGAUAGAGGAGAGCGGCGGAAAAUAGCUAUUUUGUGUCUUUUUUUCUGUUCUACGCGCACGCUUAUCACUCACUUUACUCUUGCUUUUCCUUCCCCGAGCAAUUAUAAUAUUCACCGUCUCCUGGGGGAAGACUCCAUAUUCACUUUCAGCAGUAAAAGGAGCUCGCUUUUCUCUUCAUCUGCGGGGUGUCAUUCAGCAGCGGUCCUAGAGGAGUGGCUUUGUGGGAUAUGGCCCAAUAGCAGCAGCCCGUGAUGCCGGACCAUGACAGCGACUCCCUCCUGAGCAGACAGACCAAGAGAAGACGUGUGGACAUUGGUGUGAAGAGGACAGUGGGCAGCACCGCCGCCAACACAGCAGCAGCUACAACCAGCGCCGACAUCGCCUGCGCCAAAGCAGCCAUCUUCAGUGCCAUGAACUCUCUCAAUUCCCACCACCACGGCUCCGACGCAGACUCCACGGACUGCUCCAUGGUGCAGCCACACGGCCCCACUGGGGUCGUCACAGCAACCGACAGCGACUCCAAGUCCAACGUGCUCCGGAAGCUCCUCAAGAGAGCCAACUCGUACGAAGACGCCAUGAUGCCCUUCCCUGGUGCCACCAUCAUCUCCCAGCUCCUCAAGAGCAACAUGGCCAAGAAUGGAGGAGGAGGAGAGAGAGUGGAGAGAGGGGAGAGGGGGGAGAGAGGAGAGAGAAGAGACGGGGGGUUCCCCGGGUCGGGCCUCUCAAGUGGGGGUUCCGAAGCCCCCCAGGAGGACGCCUGCAGUAACUCGUCUCAGGACAGCCCCCAAGAGUGCCUCUCCCCCUUCGGCCGCCCCUCGGCUCUGGGCGCCUUUGACUUAGAGCGCCUCAACGAUGAGCACCUGCGGGCCAAGCGCGCCCGCGUGGAGAACAUCAUCCGAGGCAUGAGCCACUCGCCCAGCGUGGUGGUGCCUGCACGCCAUCUCGGAGAGCGGGACCGUGAACGGGAACAACGUGAACGGGAGAGGGAGCGAGAGAUGGACGGGGACAGGGAGAUGGAGAUGGACUGCCCCCCACAGCCGCCUAGCCCCAGGGGAGAGGUGUGCAGCCGGGAGAACAAGAGGAAGCAGCGCCUUCCCCAGCAGCAGCAGCAGAGCUUCACCCAGCUGGUGUGCCAGCGUAAAGAGCAAAAGCAGGAGGAGCGCAGGCAGCUGAAGUUGCAGCUGGAGGACAUGCAGAAGCAGCUGCGCCAGCUGCAGGAGAAGUUCUUCCAGAUCUAUGAUUCCACCGACGAUUCUGAGCACGACCUGGCCCACGACCUGGGCAACAUGUCUGAGGACAGCGCCGGGAGGUCCGAUGCCGGGGGAGAUGACCGGGCAGACCGCUCCGACAACGAGAUGUCAGACCUGGACCCAGGACACUUCCUGGACCGGGCCAGGGCAUUGCUCCAGGAGCAGGCCCUGCUGGCGGAGGGUAACAAGCCCAGAAGAGAGGGGCUGGUCCGGGGGAAAGGUCCUGGUCAGGGUCCUUCCUCCUCCAUGCACCAUGCGGAGGGCAAGCAGCUUGCUGAGACGCUGAAACAGGAGCUCAACUCAGCCAUGAACCAGGUGGUGGACACAGUGGUCAAGGUGUUCGCCAAGCCCCCGCGCCCUGCACCCCCCCAGGUCUUCUCGCCCCUCCCCAUGCCCCCAGAGAGGUUCGGGGUCAACGGUGAGGGCCCCAACUUCCACACAGCCAACCAGCGUCUGCAGUGCUUUGGUGACGUCAUCAUUCCCAACCCCCUGGACUCGUUCGGUGGCAUGCCCAUGCCUGGCGCCAACGACCAGACAGAGGCGCUGCCCCUAGUGGUGAGGAAGACUCCGACAGAACACCAUCACCAGUCCUCAGCUGUGGGCGCCCACGGGGGCCACCACCACCCUUCCCUGCACCCCUCCUCCCUCUCUGCCUCCAUGGGAUUCAGCCCCCCGUCUUUCCGCCACCCCUUCCCCCUGCCUCUCAUGGGCUACCCCUUCCCGAGCCCCCUGGGUCCACCCUCUGGGGGAUACCCAGGGAAGGACCGCUCCUCCCCAGACUCCAUGGACCUGUCCAGGGAGACCACCAGCCUGCGCACCAAGAUGUCUUCAGUGCAUCACAUGGGGCACCACCACAGGUCGCUCUCUCCCAGCCACCCCGGGAGCACCGCAGAGGGGCUCUCCCUGUCCCUCAUCAAGUCAGAGUGUGGAGACAUGAGCGACAUGAAUGACAUCUCACCAUACUCAGGCAGCACCAUUCAGGAGGGUCUCUCUCCCAACCACCUGAAGAAGGCCAAGCUCAUGUUCUUCUACGCCCGCUACCCCAGCUCCAACAUGCUUAAGAUGUUCUUCUCCGACGUCAAGUUUAACCGGUGCAUCACGUCUCAGCUCAUCAAGUGGUUCAGUAACUUCAGAGAGUUCUAUUACAUCCAGAUGGAGAAGUUUGCCCGGCAGGCCAUCAACGACGGUGUCACCGGGGUGGAGGAGAUGAGCGUCAGCCGCGACUGCGAGCUCUACCGAGCCCUCAACAUGCACUACAACAAGGCCAACGACUUUGAGGUUCCAGAGCGGUUCCUGGAGGUGGCUCAGAUCACGCUGCGUGAGUUCUUCAAUGCCAUCGUGGCAGGCAAAGACGUGGACCCAUCCUGGAAAAAAGCCAUUUACAAGGUGAUCUGCAAGCUGGACAGCGAUGUGCCCGAGGUCUUCAAAUCACCCAACUGUCUCCAGGAGCUUCUACAUGAGUAACCAUCCCUGCCCCGUCCCCGCCUCCGCCCCCCCGCCCGAUGCUUUCUGCUUUUUCAGAUUUUCAUCAUUUUAUUUCUUUCCCUAUUCUAUGAUUUUCCAGUUUUUUUGUUCAUGUAUGAAGUAUGAAGUAGCAUUCCUCCCCAUCUGAAGCCUACUGGGCUGUUCCUAAAUGAUCUAACUAUUGUGUUGUUGUUAUUAUUCCCAUGAUUAGGAUUAUUAUUUGUUUUUUAAAUGAUUCUGCUGAUCUGAAGAGACGUUGAUCCUAUUGGGUGUUUUGGACUGUGUGAACCCUGACCUAUCUGCCCUGAUUGACUAGAAACACUAGGGAGGGAUCCCCACUAUGCGCAGGGAGGGGCUUCCCACUAGCCUGUACCCUACCUACUCUAAGGAGGACCCUACAAUCCUAGUGUGGUCACCAAUAGACUUUGGCCACUACACUACAGAGGGGCCCUAUGUUAGUGGGGUGCUCAAUAGGCUCACCCCACUGUGCAAGGUUGCUCCCUAAUAGGCGGUUCCCACUACUAUGGCUGUCCCAGGGAGGACAACACACUACACCAUGCUGCCUGCAGCCUAAUGACUUUAUUAACUGCUGGACUAUACUGGACUACUAGGACUGGUCUGGACUACUGCUACUGGUUUGGACUGGUAUACUGGUCUGGACUACUACUACUGGUCUGGACUGGUCUGGACUACUACUACUGGUCUGAACUGGUAUACUGGUCUGGACUACUGCUACUGGUCUGGACUGGUAUACUGGUCUGGACUACUACUACUGGUCUGAACUGGUAUACUGGUCUGUACUACUGCUACUGGUUUGGACUGGUAUACUGGUCUGGACUACUAGUACUGGCCUGGACUGGUAUGCUGGUCUGGACUGGUAUACUGGUCUGGACUGGUAUACUGGUCUGGACUGGUAUACUGGUCUGGACUACUACUACUGGUCUGAACUGGUAUACUGGUCUGUACUACUGCUACUGGUUUGGACUGGUAUACUGGUCUGGAAAACUAGUACUGGUCUGGACUGGUAUACUGGUCUGGACUACUAGUACUGGUCUGGAAAACUAGUACUGGUCUGGACUGGUAUACUUAACUGGACUGGUAUCAGCCAGUCCAGAGCUCUACCAUGAUGUUUUGAAGUGUGUUUUCUGCGAGUAGAGUAUUGUGUUUAUUGAGUGUAUAUUAUUAUUCCUGUUGUUGUUAUUAUUAUUAUUUGUCAUCAUUGCUUGCUAAAGAUUGGCACAGAUUUGUUUGUCUCUUGACAACGUUACAGAAAAUAAAUUAUUAUUAAUAUUCCGAAAGAGUAUAAAUUCUCUACAUAUAAUUACUUUUCUCUGAGCAAUUUAGGCAUAAGCCUCUUUCUCAUUUCAUUUCAUAUCCCCCAUCCCCCCCUCUGUCUGUUUGUGUGGGUCCAAGUUGUGCUUGAUCUUCUCUGCUGAUAAGGCAGACACUGGAGGAGGGAGUAGGCCUCAGUCCUGGGGCUCAAGUAAAAACAGAAGGGGAACAUGAGUCUCAACCCUAGGCUUUACACAAAUAGAAAACAAUGCUGUAAAACUGAAGAGGUGUUGGUUUGGAAGAGCACAUGGUGCAACCAGUGGCAGUGCACAAAUGCAGAGGUCUGUAGGCAGCGGCACACACACACACACACACACACACACACACACACACACACACACACACACACACACACACACACACACACACACACACACACACACACACACACACACACAAAUACAUACCACACGCGCACAGAGAAACACACACACACAGAAACAUGCAGCGUGUAACCUUUUGGCGCUGUUGAGUGCAUUAAGACAGACCGGUUACUGUCUGACUUUAUGACUCGUCAUUGUUUCAAGGCCAUCCACAUCGACUCCAGCGUUGAAAUAGCAAUGUCGCACAUUUACGGGCCAUUCAUUCAGGAUUUCAUCAUUCAUUCAUACAUACUACACAGUUGGUGGGACAUGGCAUGUGUGGAUGAAAGGGAAGGCGGUAAUGCUUUAUUUUACAGUCCAAUGAGGAGCGGAAGCUACUUACUGCUACUUCAUUUAUUCAAAAUGAAGGAGAUGUGGUUAUGACCAGGGAUUAAAUGGUAUACAGUGGUGCAUAAAUCCCAGACAAACUAAAGUAUAAUUAUUAGCUCAUUGUUCUGUUGUUACCAUUAACAGUACCAGGUACUUUAAUACCAAGUAAACAUAGGGGUUUAAUAAAAGGACUGGAAAAUAAAGUGGAACUGGGAAGGCCACAGUUUUCUCUGUGAUAAUGGCUUCUUGCAAUGCAAUUUAUCUCAGCAACAUAAAUAGUAAAACUCGUUCAUUCUGUGAUGAAGCUAAUGACAAGGUUAACUAUGAGAAAAAAUAUGAAGCUACUUUCUAAGCAAAUUAAAAGUUUAUUUUAAUAUUUUACUACAAAGCACUGUACUAAAAUUUGAUGGAAUUGUAUUUAAAAGCAGUUAAACGAAUAGAUAGCUAGGUAAAUAAAUGAAUAGAUAGCCAAAUGUUAGAGGGAGUGAGGAGAGAUGGGAGGAAGAGAUGUAUAUUUUCCAGACCAUGUCAGCUGACCAGAAAAAAAAGAUUCUAGCUAUAGCCUAAAACGGUGUCCUCGAGUAUUACCUUGUCAGCUCACAAGGUCAGGCAAAAACGGAGAGAAUAGAGACACACAGAUGUUCAUUAAUAGUAAUUGUAUGGACACAGACACCUUUCCUCUCCUAUGUCUUCUUCUCUGCAAUAUUCACCUGGCUCAGUGCUAGCUGCUCCUUUCUCCCUGAACAAUGCAAGGUUAGAGGUCACCACUCAGCCUAGAGGGAAAUGAACCUCUCAGAACCAGAAAGACAGAGACAAAAGGGCUCUAUUCAAUCUGUCUGUGGAAAUUCAGCGUUACAGCGUGAUUGAAAUUUAAAGGCAAUGUUCCCGCACUGCAGAUGUCAGCUCAAUAGGAAAUUACCUUUAAAUUUCUAUCUUGCAUUCUGUAACGCUUCAGCAAAACAAAUUCAAUAGAGCCCAAAGACCCUAAACAUGGAACAAAACUCACAUGAUCCUCUCAAUUCCAAACAGGUGCAUCUAUAGAAUGUAUACUUACAGAUUCUGACAAUGAUACAGUAUAAUUCCAUGAGAGUCCCUAUGCACAGUUUAUUCAGUUAUUGAUACAUUCAUACAUAAACACCAUUCCUUGAUUCAUACCAGUGAAAUACGUUGACAUUCAACAUUUUGAUCUAGUUGAAUCCUGUUAUCUUGUUUUGUCUGAAGCUACCUGCACUGACUACUAAUACAAUGUAGCAACUAGUAGUUACUUGUCCUUUGAAGUACAUUCUAAGCACUGAAAGAUCACAUAGGCUACUGUGUGUGAGUGAGUGCGUGCAUGUGCGUACGUGCAUGUGUGUGCUAUGUGUGUGUGUGUGUGUGUGUGUGUGUGUGUGUGUGUGUGUGUGUGUGUGUGUGUGUGUGUGUGUGUGUGUGUGUGUGUGUGUGUGUGUGUGUGUGUGUGUGUGUGUGUGUGUGUGUGCGUGCUCGCUGGUCAUCGCCCCGACCUCAGCCACGUCGGCUUUGGUUUGGUGUGUCACAAGAUGAAAAGAAGCAGGUUAACCUGCUGACUUGUAAAGGCGGCACAAAGCGCCUGACAAAAGGAGGAGAGAAAGGCGGAGAGCUACUCCCUUCAUUAUGUUCACCCGCAGACACAGUUCUUCUUAAGAUCCAAGUCCUGAGAGCGGGGAUGAUGGGUUUGUCUGUGUUUCAAAGCACCAGCCAAAGGCUUAAAAGAACCUGUAACACAAAACAAAGGAUAGGAAGGACACUUUUAUCUGAUACACGGAUUAAUAUCACCCCCCAUCCCCUCUCCCUUCCCCCCUACAACCCCACCCUAAGAAGGAGUUCCUGUGCAUUGUGCAGCUGAACAGAUUAUUCCUGACUCUUAUUUCCAAACAGAUUACUGCUGGGUAAUAACAACUCUUCUUUAACUGGAUUAUAAGGAUCUUUGUUUGGUUUCAAUUGAUAUCGAACUGCAUAUAUAUCUUUUUUUAAAUUGUAAAAUACAAAUUUAUUACAAAAAAGCUAAUAGGAGUGAACUUUUGGGAAGGAUCUCUGUCAGGAAUUGUGUCAUGAAGCAUGACGUUUUGAGAGUAUUUUUUGUGAUUUCUUACUUUUUCCCGAUCUGUUACGGAAAAAAGCGAUUUGUUGGUCUCUUAAAAGUAGAAUACAAGCAAUAGAAGUAGUUUGUGCAGGUUUUGUGAAGACUUUUCAUUUGAUUUAUUUGCAUUUUGUAUUGGGUGUGUUUUGGAGAUAAAAACAGACUUGUGUUUCUGAAUCCUUUUUGGGCCCCAUGAAAUGUGAUGCUGUAACUGUACAUGUUGAAGAAGGGAACUAUCGCUCCCGAGUCUAACAUGGCUUGGAAGGGGAGAGCGGGAGGGAGGGAUGACAAAUAGAGAGACAGAGAGAGCGAGUGAGGUAUGAUAUAGACUCUCACUACAUGCUCUCCAACCUGUCUUCCCCAAAGAACGCCCCGCCAUGCCCUGAAGGGAAUAUACGUUCCCCUCUAUGGGAGAUGCCCUUCAAUCUGAGUCAGCAUCCCCUUUCUGCUGACAGAACAUGGCGUAUUUGUCCCUUCAUUAUGAUGUCAUAGUUCCCUGUUGGCAGUGGAUCCAGACUGGCCCACACAAUGGCAUUGGUGUCUCCCUCUUUACGAACCAAGAGAGACUUUAGUGAGAGAAAAACUGGAACUUACUGUCCCCAUAGACUACUGGUGUAGGAGUGGAGGGGGAAACACUACUGUAAACAUACUGUACAGCAGUCAGUUACCCUACACUAUGCAUUGUGUGUAUGGGAUAUAAUAGAACUAGUCUAAAUGCUGGGGGUAUACAGAUUUAACAAGAGUUGUCAUCUUUGUGGAAAAGGGCUAAGAUAAUGUUGAGGUUCCAUGCACAGUUGCUGUGACUGUGUGUGUGCAUGCAUGCGUGUGUGUUUGUGUGUGAGAAUGAGAACCUGUGAACCAGUGAGUGACACAAUUCUCAACACGGAGGCUUACAUUUUGGGAUGGUACUCUCCCCCACCCCUGUGAGUACCAUCCCAAAAUGUAAAUGAUUCUCAUUAACGGCUGGGCGACGUGUGUGUGUGUUUGCGAAGUAAAUUUCCAUUAAUUUUAUGACCUGCUUAAAGGGGGUCUGUUUCUCAAUGGUUUCACUAGUAGUUUUUCGGGGGGCUCUUCUUUUGUAAAUAUCAAUGACGUGGAAUUUAAAGUGAUAAAUACUGCCUUUGUAUUAUUUAGCAAUAUGUUGUAUAUAGCGUUUUGUUUAUGCUUUUUGAAUAACAUUAUUAUUCAGACCUAGUGCAGUAAUUCCAUCUGAAAUUACCAUGGCUCAUAUAUACAGUGUAAUUUGUUACAUACAGAGUUUAGUAAGUUAUAGAAAAAAUAAAAAUCAAAUAUGGCUGAUUUGAGCUUUUUUUC
This is a messenger RNA of Salvelinus fontinalis (brook trout), 8405 nucleotides long. Its product is annotated as prospero homeobox protein 1-like. Gene Ontology annotation, biological process: regulation of transcription by RNA polymerase II. Gene Ontology annotation, molecular function: RNA polymerase II cis-regulatory region sequence-specific DNA binding; DNA-binding transcription factor activity, RNA polymerase II-specific. Gene Ontology annotation, cellular component: nucleus. Lineage: Eukaryota; Metazoa; Chordata; Actinopteri; Salmoniformes; Salmonidae. The transcript is spliced from 5 exons. Bases 507 to 2969 code for a protein of 820 amino acids. The record is from RefSeq and is a predicted model, not a curated record.